Andrographis paniculata is the source of this 1929-nucleotide messenger RNA. Its product is annotated as probable amino acid permease 7. The record is from RefSeq and is a predicted model, not a curated record. The transcript has 7 exons. Bases 327 to 1739 code for a protein of 470 amino acids. NCBI's taxonomy places the organism in Eukaryota, Viridiplantae, Streptophyta, Magnoliopsida, Lamiales, Acanthaceae. Gene Ontology annotation, cellular component: plasma membrane.
AACCACAAUCACAGCUCCAUCGUCUCCCCCACACCCACACACUUAUAUAUACUUAUAUAUAUAUAUAUAGGGAGGGUCGACACACAGACAAAGAAACAGACAGACAGAGAAAGGGUCACCAUCAACCUCGCAAACAAAAAAACGAUUCAGAGUUCUGAUUUGCAGCUAGCACGAGUUUCCAUGGACGCAUCUUCCUCCCCUCUCCAAUUUUAAUUUCCUGCAGAGAUAAUAAUCCCAACCAUUUCAUUCAUUGGCCUACGCACCUCUCUCUCUUAUCUAUCUCUCUAUAAAUGUAAUGCUGUAUCUUCCUAGAAUUUCGCACAAAAAUGGAGCGCAACAGCAGCAGUAAUGGCGGCAACGGCUCCAAGAGCACUGACCUAAUUUCAUCCCCAAAUGCCAGCUUCGAAGUCGCCGGUGACUCUGACGACCUCGUCCAAAGAACAGGGACGUUCUGGACGGCGGCUGCGCAUGUGAUUACCGGAGUUAUUGGAGCAGGAGUGCUGUCUCUCGCAUGGAGCACGGCUCAAUUAGGAUGGAUCGCCGGUCCUCUGGCUAUCGUCGUCUUCGCCGCCAUCACUCAGGUUUCGAUUUUCCUUGUUUGCGACUGCUACAGGUCGCCGGAUCCGAUCGACGGUCCGGCGCGACACCGAUCCUUCAUUGAAGCUGUCAAGUUCUACUUAGGGAAGAAGCAGCAGCUGAUCUGUGGAUUGUUUUUGAUGGAGAGCUUCUACGGAUGUGGAAUCGCCUACACCAUUGUUACAGCUUCCAGCGUCAAAGCGAUUUUGAGGUCGGAUUGUUACCACGACAGAGGCCACGACGCUGAUUGCAGAUACGGCGACUACAAGUUCAUGCUGAUUUUCGGUUUGAGUCAGAUCAUAGUUUCUCAAAUCCCUGAUUUCCACAACAUGGCUUGGCUCUCCGUCGUCGCCGCAAUCAUGUCGUUCUGCUACGCUUCCAUCGGAUUCGGACUCGGAUUCGCAGCCGUCAUUGAAAACAAGGAGAUAAAAGGAAGCAUAAGCGGUGUACCGGGAAACACUUCUGCUCAAAAAACAUGGCAUAUUUUUCAGGCGCUCGGAGACAUCGCUUUCGCUUAUCCAUACACACAAAUCGUCCUCGAAAUUCAGGACACUCUGAAGUCGCCUCCAGCGGCAAACCAGACGAUGAAGAAGGUGACGAUGUCGGCAAUUCUGAUCACGACAUUUUUCUACCUCUGCUGCGCCUGCUUUGGCUACGCGGCGUUCGGCGACGCCACUCCGGGCAACCUCCUGACCGGAUUCGGAUUCUACGAGCCGUUUUGGCUGGUGGACUUCGCCAACGCCUGCAUCAUUCUCCACCUCGUCGGUGGAUACCAGGUAUACAGCCAGCCGGUGUUUGCAUUCGCGGAGAGGUGGAUAUCGAGGAAGUUUCCAGAGAGCAGGAAGUCAUACAAAUGGGGUGGAAUCGGGGUGAAUCCAUUGCGGGUGUGCUUUAGGACAGCGUACGUGGUGUCGACGACGGGGAUAGCGAUGUUGUUCCCGUACUUCAACCAGGUAUUGGGGGUGUUGGGGGCUUUGAAUUUUUGGCCGCUGGCAGUGUACUUCCCCGUGGAGAUGUACUUAGUGCAGUCGAAGACACGGGCGUGGUCCAGAAAAUGGGUGUUUCUUCAGGGAGUUAGUGCGCUGUGUUUUGUGCUGUCUUUGGUUGGUUUGAUUGGCUCUGUUGUAGGAUUGAUGAGAGCCAAAUUCACCUCCUCCUCAUGAACACCAAAAUAUACAUAUGUAUAUGUGUGUAUAUAUACACGGAGAGGAGAGAGAGAAGAAAAUGAUUAAAAAGGGGGGAUUUAGGUUAAUGCAGUGUUAGUUUGUUACAUUGGUUGAAGAAAAUAAUAUUGGGAAGUAUAUGGUUUGAUUUGGUUUGGUUUUUUCUUCAAAGAAAAAAUAUGUUUGUUUA